AUGGCCUCCUCUUCCCCCGCCCCCAGCUCCUCUGGAGCGUCUCCUCAGGGUGGAGCGGGCGGAGCCCCGCAGGAUGUACCCCCAAGGCAGGCCUCCGGUGAGUGGAUUCCCAGGGCGCGUAGGGGAGUGGGGAGCCCCCCAAGGGUCAGGGGAGAUUCUCAGGCUAGUCUAGUCCUGAGACCUAGCAUCAUUCACCCCACCCCCGACCACGCUCCACUCCAGGCCGGGCAGCCCUUCAAGUUCUCUGUCUCGGAGAUCUGCGACCGCAUGAAGGAGGAAUUUCAAUUCCUGCAGGCUCAGUAUCACAGCCUCAAACUGGAGUGUGAAAAACUGGCCAGUGAGAAGACUGAGAUGCAGCGUCAUUACGUCAUGUAUUAUGAGAUGUCCUAUGGCCUCAACCUGGAGAUGCACAAGCAGACAGAGAUUGUGAAAAGACUCAGCACCAUCUGUGCCAAGAUCAUCCCCUUUGUGAAGCAGGAGCACCAGCAGCAAGUCCUUCAGGCAGUGGAGAGAGCCAAACAAGUGACUACAGCAGAGCUGAACAGCAUUAUCGGGCAGCAGCAGUUACAGCACCUGUCACACCACAUUCCACCUGUACCCUUGACCCCCCACCCUGCAGCAGGGCUGCUAGCCCUGUCUGGAGCCCUGGCCACCCAGGCUCAGCUAGCAGCCACCACCAGUACCGCUACCAAGGAGGAUCAGAGGAUCUCAGGCACUGGGGAGACCCCAGAAGGAAGCAGAGUUGUGGGGAAGGCAGAACGUAGUCCAUCCCCUUCACCGCCAGAGAGCCUAGUGGAGGAAAAGUGGCUCAUUGGUCAGACACACAAACAGGAAGAGAAAGAUGCUCUGAGAAACUAUGACAGUGACGGUGACAAGAGUGAUUAUAAUCUGGUGGUGGAUGAGGAUCCUGUUUCUGAACCCCCCAGCCUGGUGCCCACACCCAGCCCGAAGAUACUAAGCCACCCAGAUCUACCUGACAGCUCAGCCUCUUUGGCCUCGAGCCAGGCCACACUGACCCCUAAAGGCAAGGAUCCCAGCCUGGUAAGGACUCCAACGGGCAAGCCCAGCAGCCCCUCCUCCUCCCCAGACGCCUCCACCCCUGGCCCCAGCUCUGCCAGCCACCUCCGUCAGCUUGGCACCAAACCACUGCCUGCCACAGACAGCACUGCCUUGAGGACUCCCCUAACCCUGUCUGGCCCCUUCACUGCAUCCUUUGGCAUGGGACCCCACACGCUACUCAAUGGGGACCUCGCGGUGCCUAGUUCCUACAUGAGCCUUCACCUGUCCCCACAGGUCAGCGGCCCCAUGAUGUUCGGCCACUCCCCCAUGCAGAUGGAAACUGAAUCUCACUCCCACAUCCGGGUAUCUGCCCUCUCUUCCACCUUGCCUGGCUUCCCUGGGGGAAAGCUGGCUUACUCCUUCCACGUGUCUGCUGAUGGGCAGAUGCAGCUAGUGCCCUUCCCAUCAGAUGCCCUCCUGGGCACAGGCAUUCCCAGGCAUGCCAGACAGCUGCACACCCUCACCCACGGUGAGGUCGUCUGUGCUGUCACCAUCAGCAACUCCACCCAGCACGUCUACACGGGGGGCAAGGGCUCUGUGAAGGUGUGGGACGUGACUCAACCAGGCACCAAGACUCCAGUGGCACAGCUCAACUGCUUGAACCGGGACAACUACAUCCGCUCCUGCAAACUGCUGCCAGAUGGACGGAGCCUGAUCGUGGGUGGGGAAGCCAGCACCCUGUCCAUCUGGGACCUGGCAGCCCCUACCCCCCGCAUCAAGGCUGAGCUCACAUCCUCGGCACCCGCCUGCUAUGCCCUGGCCAUCAGCCCUGAUGCCAAGGUCUGCUUCUCCUGCUGCAGUGAUGGCAACAUUGUUGUGUGGGACCUGCAGAACCAGGCCAUGGUCAGGCAGUUUCAGGGCCACGCAGACGGAGCCAGCUGCAUUGACAUCUCUGACUGUGGGACUCGGCUGUGGACAGGCGGUCUGGACAAUACUGUGCACUGCUGGGACCUGUGGGAGGGCCGCCAGCUUCAACAGCAUGACUUUGGCUCCCAGAUCUUCUCCCUUGGCCACUGCCCCAACCAAGAGUGGCUGGCGGUGGGUCUGGAGAGCAGCAUGGUGGAGAUUCUGCAUGCCCGCAAGCCAGAGAAAUACCAGCUCCAUCUGCAUGAGAACUGUGUGCUCUCCCUCAAAUUCUCCUCCAGCGGGAAGUGGUUUGUGAGCACAGGGAAGGACAACCUUCUCAAUGCAUGGAGGACACCCUAUGGAGCAAGCAUCUUCCAGUCCAAAGAGUCAUCCUCUGUCCUCAGCUGUGACAUCUCCGGCAACAAGUACAUUGUGACAGGCUCAGGUGAUAAGAAGGCCACUGUGUACAAGGUGGUAUAUUGA
Molecule: messenger RNA, 2388 nt
Organism: Trichosurus vulpecula (common brushtail)
Lineage: Eukaryota; Metazoa; Chordata; Mammalia; Diprotodontia; Phalangeridae
Gene: TLE2
Product: TLE family member 2, transcriptional corepressor
Exons: 20
Coding region: 1-2388 (795 amino acids)
Biological process (GO): regulation of DNA-templated transcription; negative regulation of canonical Wnt signaling pathway
Cellular component (GO): transcription regulator complex; nucleus
Molecular function (GO): protein binding; transcription corepressor activity
Source: RefSeq, a predicted model, not a curated record